UGGAAAAUAAAAUUUGCUUACAACAUUAUAGAUUAUUCUUGGCCACCAAGCAAGAAAAGUGACUUGAGAGAUAUUUAUUUUGGUGAGUUGUAUAUAUUGUGUAUGAAAAGAAUAUUGUUCAUUUGUUUUUGGUAUCUCAUAAAUCCAUCACAUUCAUAAUCUUGAGUUUCACUCAACGACACUCAUUAAGAAAAAACUGGCACCAGAAACGACACCGUAAUGGAUUCAGAACGACGUCGUAUAUGUGAUUACUGUAACGACGCGACCGCCCUGCUAUACUGCCGAGCAGACUCGGCCAAGCUUUGCUUCACCUGCGACCGAGAAGUCCAUGGCACCAACCAGCUCUUCACCAAGCACUCUCGUUCUCAGCUCUGCGACGCCUGUCAUGACUCUCCGGCUUCCAUUUUCUGCUCCUCUGAGAGCUCCGUCUUGUGUCAAAACUGUGACUGGGAAAGGCAUAACCCAUCUCUCUCUUCGGUCCAUGACAGAAGACCUCUUGAGGGUUUCAAUGGUUGCCCUUCUGUAACUGACCUUCUGGGUAUUCUGGGUUUUGACGAUUUUGACAAAAAAUCUCUGAUUUCGAAUGAGGAAAGAGAUGGGUCUUCCGGGUUUCAGCCUGAUGAUUUUUUAGAUUUGUCGCUUUGGGACACUCCUUCUAUUGUUAGUCUUGAUGAUUUCAUUGUUUCAGGUUCGUCUCAUAAUUUUCAGGCUAUGGGGAUUCCUCCACUGCCUAAGAAUCGUAAUGCUGUUUGCGGCCAAUACAAGGAAGAAGUAAUUGCUCAGCUUCAAAAACUGGCAAAGAUCGAACCCAAUACAAAUUUCGACAAUGGUGACACUACCAAGUUUCUUAAUUCUUUCAAAUCUCUUGUGCCUGAACAAAGUGUGCAGCCAGGAAGAGCGUGUAUUGAUAAUGCUGGGGCUGAGCCAGUUACCGUUCCAACAUAUGAGACUCCUUCAUGUCAGUGGACCAUUGAUGGUGGUGAGACUGCAGAUCAGAAAGUUCUUGUGGACAAAUCAUUUAGUAGUCAUCUCAAAAGAAGUUAUAAAGAUUUUGAGAAACAUUCAGAAAUUGAUGACACUUGGUGCCAUGUUAAUGAUGAUGGUCAUAAUGAGCAACCACAACAUCCUAUGAAUUCUAGAGCCUUCUCAGAUUUCCAGAAAGUGCCAUCAUACGAAUUGACCAGCCAGGAAAGAGAGGGUGCAAUUUCACGAUACAAGGAGAAGAGAAAAACAAGGAGGUAUGAGAAGUGCAUCAGAUACGAGUCCCGGAAGGUUCGAGCAGAAAACAGGAUAAGGAUUAAAGGGCGUUUUGCUAAGAUAGAUCGUGCUGCAGGACAAGUAGGACCCUGAAGAAAGAAAGAGACGUCUAUCUUCAUAAUAUAUCUCUUGUCAGUCGUCACACAAUUUACAAUACUCUUUUAAUUUUCAUUUCACCACUUGCAAACAACUACUAAUGUCAUUCUCCUAAGUGACACUCUUCUGCUAUCUGAGCCUCAAAGGUGAACGAUGGUUCAUCUGCUGAAAUGCUGCAAUGAUAGAGAUGUAAAUAGACUUUGUCAAUGCCAAGCAAAAGUACUUGUAAUCUCUGUUUUCACCAAAAUCAUAAACAUAAACUGAAAACCGAUUGUAGGUAUGCUUUGAAGUUUCGGUACAUCUGGUCGUGUGAAACAGAGCUACCCCUCUCCAACACUCCCAAUCCCAGAAGUCCCAUAUGAUAGUCACUAUUGUCCCUCCAAAGUUAACCAUCCCUUUCUGAAACACAGAUUAUGAAUUGUCAGUCCGAUCUUCAAAGUUGAUUUUCAAUAUGUUCACAUAACAACUUGCAUCAGUACCAUAGACAAGCUUUGUCAUUUAAAAUCCUGGUAAGAAUGGUUUGUCUGCCCCGAACUUGAGUGAAGUACUAGGAAUUGAAAGUUGACCGUUGGUUUGAUCCUGCAACUCCGAUGAUUGUUGCCAUCAAAUUGUUUGGCCUUGUUCCUUGCAUUUUUUUUUUGUGCCAAGUCCAUGUAGAGUCUUCCUGUAUGUAAGCUUUAAGUAAUAUGAAUGUAUGAAGGGCUGAUGUUACUUGUUAGAAAUUCUGACUUGUAUCAUGAAGACAUGUCUCGAACUUUGGCGUUGACAUGAAAAUUGUUGGACUUGAUUGAGCGUGAAGCAAGGAAGCUUGCUCGAGCGCGGGCUAGUUGAUGAGAAACAUUGGUGAAUCUGGAGCAUUGUGGUGGAUAAGUUUGAGGGUUAGGCCAUUGGCUUUUCAAGUUAUACCUGCAAUUAAGGACCGUGAAAGAUAAAAUGUUGAGAGAGCGUAAUGGUGUUUUGGUCAUAAUGAGUGAGAUUUGAAGCACAUGCAGACUUGGCUUAAUAUUGCUAGACAGAGUUUAACCAAAGUUGCUGGUUUGGUUUAAAACUCUCUUAUUUGCUAAAAGAUCUGCCAUGGAAAUGGAAUAAUUACACCAACAGAAAUUAUAUUACUUUUUUGUAUUGGUA
This is a messenger RNA of Cannabis sativa, 2481 nucleotides long. Its product is annotated as zinc finger protein CONSTANS-LIKE 13. The coding region runs from base 220 to 1350 and encodes 376 amino acids. The record is from RefSeq and is a predicted model, not a curated record. Gene Ontology annotation, molecular function: zinc ion binding; protein binding. Lineage: Eukaryota; Viridiplantae; Streptophyta; Magnoliopsida; Rosales; Cannabaceae. The transcript has 5 exons.